Messenger RNA from Centropristis striata (black sea bass), 3440 nucleotides. Its product is annotated as GDNF family receptor alpha-4-like. The coding region runs from base 283 to 1635 and encodes 450 amino acids. NCBI's taxonomy places the organism in Eukaryota, Metazoa, Chordata, Actinopteri, Perciformes, Serranidae. The record is from RefSeq and is a predicted model, not a curated record. Gene Ontology annotation, cellular component: signaling receptor complex; external side of plasma membrane. Gene Ontology annotation, biological process: nervous system development. The transcript has 8 exons. Gene Ontology annotation, molecular function: signaling receptor activity.
CGGGGAAACUUUUUGGAGAUAAAUGUUUUUUAAAAUCUACUAGAGAUUAAUAUAACUGCGAUUCAAGAAGAGAAGGAGAAAAUAAAUGGGAUAACAAGAAUCGCGAGAACUUGAUCCGCGGUUCAGUUUAGCCAACUUUGUGCAGCAGCACCAUCCGAUCUGCCUCUCAGUCCGUGCGGGCGCAGCAGCAGCAGAGGAGGCGGCUGGAUGUGGCAGGAGACGGGUCACUGAGCUGCAGCGAGCCGGGUGCGAGUUUCCCCCCUAUAGUCCCCCAAGUCUCCAAUGUCACCGGACAGGAUGAUGAUCUUUGGACUUCUGCUCAAUGUCUUCUCUCAUGGUAGUGUGCCAGUAUCUGCAUCCUUAGACUGUCUGGUGGCGGAGCAGGGCUGCAUCCAGGAGCAGUCCUGCAUGGUGCUCUAUCGCCUGCUGGAGUACUGUGCGUCUGAGGAGGCCGUAUCGCCCCUGGGCCCAGACGCCCGCCUGGAGUGCCUGGAGGCCCAGAAUGCCUUGCAGCAUUACCGCCCCCUUCAAGUUUGCAAGUGUCAGCGCGGCUCUCGCAGGGAGGAGCACUGCCUCAGGGUCUACUGGACUGUGAGAUUUGCAGCAUAUGAUGAGUAUGAAGUGUCUCCAUAUGAAGAACUGGAGUUAAAUCUGGUGAGAAACAUUGAGAUGUCACAUAUGGCCUCCAUGGUAGCAGCGUCCUCUCAGAACCAGUGUCUGAAGGCAGCACAGGACUGUGGCCUAUUUGAGAAAUGUGGCUCCCUGCGGUCAGAAUAUGUUGUGGCCUGCACCAAGCGAGCAACAGCCUCUGACAACAGCUGUAACCGCCAGAAAUGCCACAAAGCCCUGCGGCGCUUCCUGGAGCGCGUGCCAGAGGAGUACAGCUUCGCUCUGCUGUUCUGUCCUUGCUCUGACACUCUGUGUGGAGAACGCCGGAGGAAAACCAUCGUCCCGUCGUGCUCCUAUGAGGAGAACGGGAGAGGAGAGGAACGAGUGGGCAAGCCCAACUGCCUCAGCCUGCAGAACUACUGCUCCAGAGACGAGCUGUGUAGAUCCAGGUUUGCUGAUUUCCAACACAACUGCCAGCCCUCCCCUCUGUCUGCCUCUGGCUGUAUGCGAGAGAGCAGAGCCAUGUGCCUGAAGGCCUACGCUGGACUCAUAGGGACCAUCAUGACUCCCAACUAUGUGACCAACAGCAGCACAGAAGUGUCCCAGUGGUGCACCUGUGACGGCAGCGGGAACGAAUGGCAGGGCUGUCAGCGCAUCCAGCACUUAUUCAGCAACAACAUGUGUCUGCGCAACGCCAUCAGCUCCAUGGGAAUCUCCGCACCUCCUCCGGUGGAAAACACUCCCGUGCCAGCUUCCCAGCCCUCCCCGCGAGUCUACCAGGAGAGGGUCCACGUCAGUGUUAACACUCUCCCUGAAUUCAACAGUAUGGAGGACAGCGAUGAAAACGAGCAGGAGGAGGAAGGCAGCGAGGAAUUCAACGUCAUGCCACCGUAUUCUGAGAAGGACUCUAACACUGAAUCAGGGGCCAGAGGGAGUAAACGUGGAGCAGCUAGCCGAGCAGUACCUGUGUUAACACUACUGCUGCUGCCGACACUCAUCCUGGACUGGGACUGCUGGAUCUACUGAAGCCUCCAUCUCAUUCUCUGCUCAUAUUUUACACUCACUACCAAUUUCAAAUCCAUCACUCAGAAUGAACCACAGAGGACAUUUGCGAAGGAAGAAUUUAUUUUUCUUUCUCUUUUUCAUUCGGACUUUAUUCUAAAAACUCUUUCUCUCUUAUCACUGCCUCCUCAAGAGUUAACAGAUAUCAGUAGUCCUGCGGUAUCACAGGGAACAACAUGAGCAGCUAUAUGAGUGCAUGGGUGAAUUUAGAAAUGCUGUCUGGGCAAAUACUCUAUCUAGAGCCUGCUUCACACGCAAAGUACAUCCUCUCUUUUAACAAGAAGCACACCGCCCAAGGCCACAUCCACUAUACACACUCCCAAAGACCGUAACCAGUCGACUCCACUGAAACCAGGCUGGAGCACAGCUUUUGAUUUCUAUUUCAUGACUCAUGUCUCAUCCGUUUCUCUGUUGGCCCCUACGGCUCUUCCUCUGCCCGCUUCAUACUAUGGUUGAGUAAGAUAAUCCACUUUACAAUAAGCUAAUAAGAAACUGCACCACACUUAAACUGCUUUGUACUAGUGGAGAAUAAAUAACUUGAAAAAACAACUGCAUUUAAAACGUGAUAAGGCACAAACCGAUGUUUUGUCACAUUAUGUAUGAGACAUCUUACGCUUUCUUCUCACUUUGUGCGGCAAAAAUCGGAGUGCAAGUCGCUCAGCUCUGCUUCUUUUGUUAACACGCCACUUAGUAUUAUUCCUGCCAGGGUGAGUGACUGAGAAUUCAACCAUGGGCAAAAGUAAUGAGAUCAAAUUCUAUUGUAGAAAUGACGAGCAUGAGAAAAGCAACAUGAGCAAUUACAGCACAAUUCAAAUUGCUCAGCAUGCAGGAAAGUCUGGUGUAAGGCUCAGGGGAGGAAAUUGCCAAUUUGCCGCUGUCAUACCCUCUUCCUUUUUUCUUUUCCUUAGGAGGUGUGUUUUUAGUGCUCCUUGCCCAUCAUGUGCUUUAGAUGUUGCGAGAGCGAGAUGCGGAGAAAGGGAUGGACACAGGAUGCUGUAAAGGCUGCCGGCUGCUCCGAUCAUUGAGCAGCACAUUGAGCCAUUCUCUCUGCCUGAAAUAGCUUUUGCUGAUGUUAAUGAUUUUUUUUUUCUCUUAUGGCUCAUUUUCUUGUGAAAUCCCGUGGCUGCAGGUUAGGUAAAAGAGGAGGAUAGUGAAGUUUUUGUAGAGGAAAAAACUUGUUAAAUUUGAGGAUGAGUUUGCAAGAAAUGGCUUGUCUGAGCUCUGCAAGAAAUGUUGUUAUAUUGCCUCAUGUUGUCUCUAACGACACAAACUGCAGACUAUAAAAAUAUAUUGUGGCUAUACAUUAAUUUCAUUGUAUGUAACAGACAAGCAGCAUCUUCCAGGGCUGAAAAAUUAAGCCAAUUAGGAACUGCAGUUCUUUGAGUGGCCACUUGAGGCUGACUCCAAAAAAGAGUCAAUCCCCAUAGACUCCUAUGUUAAAAUGCAGAAAUAUGCUAUCAAGUUUACAGGGUGGUACUAAAAGCAGUUUUGGUCUCUAAGCUAAUUUCUGCCUUCAUGACAGCUCUGAGGCGGGUGAAUGUUUGUAUAACUCACUGUUUAAAUCAUAUUAAAGUUUAAAGGGAUAGUUCACAUUUUUUAAAGUGGGCUUGUAUGAGGUACUUAACCACAGUCAAUGUAUUUCCUGCAGUAGAUGAUGAUCCCAGUUUGGAGAACCAGAUGCGCUCCAGGCAGGAAACAAAUGAAUGUAUUACUGCAGAUGGGGACUCCAACAAAACUUAUUUUAACCACCUAAACAAAGACACACCCUA